AUGGCGAAUCAAUUGAAUCUGAACCUCGCUCAGGAGUGGGAGUCGUGGAAAACCCCCGAGACCAAGGACGUGCAGCCAGCCCCAAAGCCCGGUGAGAAGGCGCCGGUCAAUGAGAACUUCACACUGAAGACGGACAAGCCAACCCUCAUUGUCUUUUUGCGUCACUGCGGGUGCCCAUUCGCAGAAAAGACCUUCAAGAAGCUCACAUCCAUCUCCUCAAAGUACAAGGAGGAUCUGCACUGCGUGGCGGUAUCGCACUCGUCGCCCGAGGCCACGGAGCGCUGGGUCAUCCAGGUCGGCGGCAACUGGGAGGUCGAGGUCGUCGUCGACCACGAGCGCGAAAUGUACGCCCAGUGGGGCCUCGGCGUCUCAAACACCUGGCACGUCCUCAGCCCCCUCUCGCUCUACCGCGUCUUUCAGCUCGGCAAGCAGGAGAACAUUUGGAACCGCGCCACCGAGAGCGGCAACCGCUGGCAGACGGCCGGCGCCUUUGGCGUCGACGCCGACGGUACCGUGCGCUGGGUCCAGGUCGCCGCCUCGGCCGACGAUAUGCCCAACCUCGACGAGGCCGUGCGGACGCUGGGCAUCCAGCCCAGGAAAUGA
Pestalotiopsis fici W106-1 is the source of this 603-nucleotide messenger RNA. RefSeq lists its product as uncharacterized. Bases 1 to 603 code for a protein of 200 amino acids. The record is from RefSeq and is a predicted model, not a curated record. The transcript is spliced from 2 exons. Lineage: Eukaryota; Fungi; Ascomycota; Sordariomycetes; Amphisphaeriales; Sporocadaceae.